Messenger RNA from Macrosiphum euphorbiae (potato aphid), 453 nucleotides. The record is from the annotation of a GenBank genome assembly. Lineage: Eukaryota; Metazoa; Arthropoda; Insecta; Hemiptera; Aphididae.
AUGUCGUCACCGUCGUCACCGUCGUCGUCGUCGUCCCCGACGCGAUCUUAUAGGGGGGACGCGGCCACUGCAGCGGCCGUCACGCGUAGUAACCGCCGCCGGUCGUUAACCGUGGCCGCUGGCGCCGCGUCGGCCGCGACGGCCAUGGAGUCGCCGACCAUCUCGUCGCCUCCGGCGUCCGCGGACGGUCCUCGGCGCCGCGGGUCGUCGGCCGCCGGGGGCACCGUCUUCAAGUUCGGUGCGCUGGGCAUCAGUGGCUCGGCGUCCGUGUCGGCCAUGUGCGACGCCGCCAACGGGCCAGCGUCCGCGUCCGCCGUGGUCGGGGGCAGCGGUUCGGCCGGCGCGCAGGCCGGCAAGCUGCCCAGGACUUUGAGCACAAGCGUGUUGCGCAUCAAGCACCGGUCGUCAUUCUGGGACAAGUUUUGGGAACAGCGGUCCAAGAGAGACUUGUAA